Archocentrus centrarchus (flier cichlid) is the source of this 3646-nucleotide messenger RNA. RefSeq names its product shisa family member 4 (gene shisa4). Lineage: Eukaryota; Metazoa; Chordata; Actinopteri; Cichliformes; Cichlidae. Bases 234 to 848 code for a protein of 204 amino acids. The transcript is spliced from 5 exons. The record is from RefSeq and is a predicted model, not a curated record.
GAAGGCAGCAUACCCCUCGUCCCGGGUGAACGGCGUCACAACCGCGCUGUGUCAUUUCCACGGAUAAAUUACCGACUGUCAGAGACGUCCCGUCUCCCGUGCUGUUCCCAAGCCAGGAUAAUGCCCGAGAACGACCGUUAGCACGGCUCUUUCUGCUCGUCCACACCGAUGAAAACACCCGCUCUUUAAAAAAAACAAAACAAAAAAAAAACUCGGCGUUAAAUCAAACGGGGAUGGGAAACAUGCCCCUCAUCUCGGUGACUUUGGCGGUGCUCGCCGUCGUCCUCAGCACUUCUCAGGUCAGUGGGAACGAGGACUGUCUGUGGUACGUGGAUAAAAAUGGCACCUGGCACAAUGGCUUCGACUGCCCUCUCAUCACAUUCUGCUGUGGGAACUGCAACCGACGCUACUGCUGCCUGGACGCCUUCAAGAUGAUCACGGAGAGGGAGCAGAAGCGCUGCAUGCUUUUCCAGUUCAGCCCCACCACUUUAGCUGGAAUUGCCUCUUCCAUCCUCCUGUUUGUGGCCAUCAUUGCAACCAUGGUCUGCUGCUUCAUGUGCUCCUGCUGUUAUCUUUACCAGAGAAGGCAGCAGAGGGGCAGGACACCUUUUGAUGCCCAGCAGAUCCCCAUGGCCAGCUACCCGGUUGAGCCCAUGUAUGAUGUUUAUGGUAAACCAAUUGGACCCGCAGAGUAUCCACCUGUAGGUUACCCUAUGGCACCCCAGUAUUCUGGCAUGCCCCCACAGUACCCAAUGAUGCAACCAGGACCAUACCCACCGCACCCAGUGGAUCCUUCAUACAGCCAGGCCCCACCACCUUACUCUCCACCUCAGUAUCCUGGUCACUGAUGGGCUCAUCUUCACACGCACAGUGGGAGACAACUGCAGCUGAGAGAAUAGACUGUUUCAACAGUAGAAGGCAGCAGCACUCUCUCUCCCACACACAGACACACACACACCUAUACAGACACAGUCAAACACAAACUCUCACCCUUAAAUAAAUGCUACAGCUCGAUUAGCAGUGGGUUGCCUGUGAAAGAAAACAGGAGGCACUUUAAGUUUAGUUUUUGUUGUUCAUUUACAGCAUCGUCCUGCUUUUCCACAGUAUUAAUGUAAAUAAAAGUCUUUCCUGCAACCCUAACGCUCGACUCCUCUGGGCAGGUGUGACAUCCUUAAAGCAAGGUGGCUUCUGCCUCUAGACACCCACCUCAAGGACAGGGUGUCGCCAAAAGAGUGGUUUUUAUCCUACCCUUAAGUUUGAUUAUAUUAUAACUGCCUAUGGUUGCAUUCCAGGUGAUCUGUAUCACUGCUCCAAGUUCUCCAGUUAUGAUAACAUCAUGUGUUUGUCUGUAUUUUUGAUGUUUCUUUCACAAACUAAGCACAAAAAAAACAAAAAAAAGAAAAUAAGGGUUCCAUGUUUGAUUACAGAGGGGAUGUUUGGAUCUAAGGUGGGUGGCUUAAUAUAUUUAAAUGGUUCUCCCAGUUCUUUGUAAGAAGCCCUUUGUCAUCUGUUUGUUUGAACUGUGGCUUGUCUUUCUUAUAUCUGACAUGAGUAAUUACUUCGAGGUAGUUUAUUAGUGACACCCUUCUUUAUGGUCAGCAUGCUCCCCAGUUAAAGUUACCUGUCCUCUUCUGCUUCCAUUUUGGAUUUAAAUCAAUUAGAAAUUAGUCUAAAGAUUAAUUCCAUAGUGACAGGUAGGGUGUUUCACAGUGAAAUCCAUGUCAGUGUCUGUUUCUUCUAACAUAUCAGGUCAGGGGAAUUGCAGGCCAUGCUGCUCAAUUAAAACAUCCCGCCUUACAAUAACUAACCAUGGAAAAGAAGAGAUUAUUUAAAAAAAAAUUUUUGUAAAUCUGUUCUUCAACUAAAUAUUUUAUGAUAUUGUAACAAGUUAUUUUAAAACUGUGUAUUUUUAUUGUACGAUAAGAUAUGACAUUUGGCAUCUUUCCAUUUACUAUUUAUUACUAUUUAAGUUACCUUUUACUGUGAAUGGGUUCUCACCUUCUGGACUAAGCUAUAAAGCCAAAAACGACUACUGCUGAAAGAGCACCUCUCUUUAAAGGACUCAUUCGACAUUUUGAGGAAUAUGUUUGCUUUCUUGCUGAGCGUUAGAUGUAAAUUGGAGGAAGUGCUUUUUUUUUUUUUUUUUUUUUUUUUUUUUUUAACUAAAAAAAUAAAGUAGGAAUGCACAAGUGACGACGUAUUUGUGAUAAAAUGUACUUUGUCCACAAUGGUUGGUUUUUAGAAAAAGAUACUACAUUGAAUCAGCAAAAAAAAGGAUAAAGUUACCAAUGACAUUUAUCUGUUGUCAUAUUAAUUUUUUGCUGGCUAAAUGCAUAAAGAUGAUUUAAAGAAAAACCUAAAAGACUUCAAAAUGUGUUCUUUAAGAAAGAGUUCUUGGUUUCUUUGACGCAGAUGUUGCUGCUCAUUUUAACUGCUUUAUAUCUUCCUGGGUAGCUCAGUUCAUUUUAAUACAUGAACUUAUAUGCUGUUAUAAAAUAAAUGCAAAAUAUAUGUAGUUAAAAAGUAAAUUUCUUGUGAAAUUUAGUGGCCCUGAAGUAGCAAAGAAAAUAAGAUCCAGCUGUCAGGAAAUGCACUUAUGUGGUAUCCACCACACUCUUAUCAGGUCACAUCUUUCUACACUCAUGUGAUUAAUUAUAGGUGAAACACAGAGGCCAGUAGCCUACCUCAGCAUCAGACUAGAAGCAGGACAAAGAGCUAGUUCAGUUUAAAAAAACAAGCAAAAAAAAAAAAAACUACUAAAACUUGCAAAACUCUGUACAGAAGCAUAGGUAUAAAACAGGAUGUUGUACAGAAUAAAUGUAUGUUAGUACAUGAGUUGUAGGGGUGAUGACAGGUGGAUUUUGUUACCAGUGGACAAAGCCAGGCACUGUUUCCAGGGAAGUCUGUUUUCCACUGUCAGCAUGAAUUUCUCCUGAUCGUAACCUCAAUAUAUUCUCAUCCGUAACCCCAGCUCGUCGCCCCCUGUGUUGCUUGCCCUAACCAUUCCUGUUGUCCGGUAGAUUUGUAUGUUCACCUAACUGGCUCGUGGCUCUAACAGUCUCCUCAUCUGGCCUUAAUUCAGCAAGAAAGCAGACAGGAGGAUUUCACAAAAUGUCAAACUGCCCUUUCAAAAUUUUACUUGCAGGUUUGGGCUCCCGUGAGGUCAGGGCCUGUAACCUGUGAUCUUCUUUAGUUUCGUGGGCUUCCCUGAACAUUCUGUAAAAGGUUUGAAUUGAAAAACAUGAUGCCUAUUAACAGGCGAUCCCUGGUUUGUCUUUUAAGGUGUAGUGUAUUAAACAGCGUAAACAUAAUGUUAGUCUGCAGCAUAAAUUAUUCAUUGCGAUGCCGACGUCCACAUGUACAGGUUUGUUGAGCCUUUGUAAAGCACAAGAAGGAUGCUGGGAUUUUCUUUGUGAAGAUGCUUUCAUAAGUAGUUUGAUAUAACAUUUGCUCAAUGAUGUUUCUCUUCAUUUGUGCUUCUAAAUCAACCAACUCCAUGAGUGUGUUUUAAUGACUUUACUGACAUCAGGUUCCACGUCUAGAUAUGGCUUCAUGUCUGUCGUCAUAUGGAUGGUAUGACAUUGUAAAAUAAAGUGACUGGAAAAUGUUUAUUUCUAUUAACAUAAAAUUUAACUUUGGAAUGUAA